This is a messenger RNA of Abrus precatorius (Indian licorice), 1836 nucleotides long. RefSeq names its product pentatricopeptide repeat-containing protein At4g15720. Bases 1 to 1836 code for a protein of 611 amino acids. Gene Ontology annotation, biological process: RNA modification. Gene Ontology annotation, molecular function: protein binding; RNA binding; zinc ion binding. The transcript has a single exon. The record is from RefSeq and is a predicted model, not a curated record. NCBI's taxonomy places the organism in Eukaryota, Viridiplantae, Streptophyta, Magnoliopsida, Fabales, Fabaceae.
AUGAAGAAAGCGUGGAACCCCAAAUUGGUAAUAUCCCUCUCUUUUUCUUCAUGCUCUCUUUCUUGCCAAUACAAACUAUCCCAUUUUCCCACCAAUACUAUCAAAUCCUAUUUCGUUGAAAAGCUCCAAACUUGCGAGGACUUAGCCUCUGCGACCUCGACCCACUCCAACGUUGUCAAAUCCGGUUUUGGAAAUGACACUUUUACCACAAACUAUCUCAUCAACUGCUAUACAAGACUCUUUAGAAUCGAGUAUGCACAAAAACUGUUCGACGAAAUGGCUCAGCGAAAUGUUGUGUCCUGGACUUCGCUUAUGGCUGGUUAUGUUAACCAGGGUCGACCCAACAUGGCACUUGGUCUCUUCCGUCAAAUGCAAGGAACCUUGGUUCUUCCCAAUGAAUUCACAUUUGCCACUCUCAUCAAUGCAUGCUCUAUUCUUGCCAACCUUGAGAUCGGUCGUAGAGUUCACGCUCUUGUUGAGGUUUCGGGGUUUGGGUCCAAUCUUGUUGUGUGUUCUUCCCUCGUUGAUAUGUAUGGGAAGUGCAACCAUGUUGAUGAGGCUCGGAAGAUCUUUGACUCCAUGUGUACAAGGAAUGUGGUUACUUGGACUUCCAUGAUCACGGCAUAUUCUCAGAAUGCACAAGGACUCCAUGCUCUACGACUGUUUAAAGAAUUCAAUUAUACAAGCUUUGACAAACUGAAUCAUUUCAUGUUGUGCAGUGCAAUCAGUGCUUCUGCGAGUUUGGGAAGCCUAGGUUCAGGAAAAAUCACUCAUGGGGUGAUCAUCCGUCUUGGACAUGAUUCAAGUGACGUGAUUGCCAGUGCACUUGUGGACAUGUAUGCCAAAUGUGGUUGCGUUAAUUAUUCUGACAAAGUCUUUAGGAGAAUCCCAAAUCCUUCAGUGAUUCCCUAUACUUCAAUGAUUGUAGGUGCUGCAAAGUAUGGACUUGGGACAUUGUCUCUACAACUAUUUCAAGAAAUGAUUGAUAGAAGAAUAAAGCCUAAUGAUAUCACCUUUGUUGGGGUUUUGCAUGCUUGCAGCCAUUCAGGGCUCAUAGAUAAAGGACUUGAGCUCUUGAAUUCCAUGAGAAGGAAAUAUGGGGUGAUGCCUGAUGCAAAGCAUUACACAUGCAUUGCAGAUAUGCUAGGCCGAGUGGGGCGUAUUGAAGAAGCAUACGGGUUAGCAAAAUCAGUUCAAGUUGAAGGUGAGGGAUAUGCCUUGUUAUGGGGGGCACUUCUUUCAGCUAGUAGGCUUCAUGGCAGGGUAGACAUUGCUCUUGAAGCCGGCAAUCGGCUUAUAGAGUCCAACCAACAAGUAGCAUGUGCAUAUGUUGCAUUGUCCAACACAUAUGCAUUAGCAGGGGAUUGGGAAAAUGCUCAUAAUCUACGAUCCGAGAUGAAGCGUGCUGGAGUUUACAAGGAACCUGGCAGCAGUUGGAUUGAGAUAAAGGAAUCAACAUAUUUGUUCCAUGCCGGCAACGUCCCUAAAUGUACUCCAGGGAGAGAGAUGCUGAGCUUGCUAAGAGAAUUGGAAGAGAGAAUGAAGGAAAGGGGAUAUAUGGGAGGGACUACAGGGUUGGUAUUUGUUGAUGUGGAAGAGGAGGCCAAGGAGCAAAUUUUGAGUCUGCAUAGUGAGAAACUAGCCUUGGCAUUUGGACUAAUAAACACACCUAAAGGAACCACAAUCAGAAUAAUGAAGAACUUGAGAAUGUGCAGGGAUUGUCAUGAGACCUUCAAGAUGAUUAGUGAUAUCGUAGAGAGAGAAUUUGUUGUGAGAGAUGUGAACAGAUUUCAUCACUUCAAAAACGGAUUAUGCACCUGCGGAGAUUUUUGGUAA